This is a messenger RNA of Saccostrea cuccullata (small rock oyster), 2254 nucleotides long. RefSeq names its product peroxisomal acyl-coenzyme A oxidase 1-like. The transcript has 15 exons. Gene Ontology annotation, cellular component: peroxisome. Gene Ontology annotation, biological process: lipid homeostasis; fatty acid beta-oxidation using acyl-CoA oxidase. Gene Ontology annotation, molecular function: FAD binding; fatty acid binding; acyl-CoA oxidase activity. The record is from RefSeq and is a predicted model, not a curated record. The coding region runs from base 72 to 2078 and encodes 668 amino acids. NCBI's taxonomy places the organism in Eukaryota, Metazoa, Mollusca, Bivalvia, Ostreida, Ostreidae.
UGACGGACAUCAUCUUUUAUCUAGUGUAUUCUUAAAGUAGACACCCGUGUCAGAUAAUUCUAUCCCCCAACAUGUCCUCCUUGACAGUAAGCUCGGAUCUGGCCCGGGAGAGGGCUGGGGCCACAUUUGACUGUGAGCAGGUGACCAACCUCUUAUACCAUGGACCUGAAAAUGUACGCAAACGUCGUUAUUUACACAAUGCUGCCAUUCAAGACCCAGUGCUCAGUCGAGCCAAACCCUGGGCUUUCCAAGACAGGAAUGAACAGUACGAGACAGCUUUGUGGAAACAUAUCUACAUAAUGAAAAAGUUAGAAGAAAUGGGUAUCACGGAUCCCGCAGAGAAAUUUUACUUCACAGAGGCUGGAGCUCCUCAGGAGUAUAGUCCCCUUUCACUACAUACGGGCAUGUUUAUACCAUCCAUUGAGAAACAAGGGACAAAAGAACAAAUGGAGAAAUGGCUCCCUCUUGCCAAACGUCUUCAACUAAUAGGAACCUAUGCUCAAACAGAGAUGGGUCAUGGUACCUUUAUCAGAGGACUUGAAACAACAGCAACAUAUGAUCCUUCCAGACAGGAGUUUGUGUUGAAUUCUCCGACCGUGACCUCGAUGAAGUACUGGCCGGGUGGACUGGGUAAAACAUCCAAUUGCUGCCUGGUAAUGGCCCAGCUGAUUACCAAUGGGAAAAGGGAAGGCAUCCAUUUAUUUUUGGUGCAGCUUAGAGAUAUGAAAACACAUCAACUUCUACCAGGGGUAGAAUCGGGAGACAUCGGAACAAAGUUUGGAUUUGGAACAAAUGAUAAUGGGUACUUGAAGCUGACUAAUGUCAGAAUUCCCAGAAAUAAUAUGCUGAUGCGUUAUGCUAAGGUUCUUGAGGAUGGAACGUUCAAACAACCAGCCAAUCAGAGAAUAGGAUACGGAACCAUGGUUUUUGUCCGAGCCCGGAUUGUUACCAAUAGUGCGAGAGGGCUAGCUCAGGCGUGUGUGAUUGCUAUUCGUUAUAGCGCCGUGCGUCGCCAAACGGAAGUGUCUCCGGGAGGAAUUGAGGCACAGAUUAUCGAUUACCAAACUCAGCAGUACAAAUUGUUUCCCCUUCUCGCUACUGCCUAUGCUAUGUAUUUAACUGGAAAGUACGCAGAAAAUUACUAUGAAGAAAUUUCAUCAGAAAUAGAAGCUGGAAACCUAGACUCCUUAAAUCAGCUACAUGCUGUGUGUGCGGGCUUGAAGGCGUUCAGCACGUGGAACUGCACAGCGGGGAUAGAAACGUGUCGUUUGUGUUGCGGGGGACAUGGGUACUCUCAUGCCAGCGGUCUGCCAAAGCUGUACGUGUUUUAUACUCCAGGUUGUACAUACGAAGGAGAGAACAAUGUAAUGAUGCUUCAAGUUGCAAGAUUCUUGAUGAAAAUCUAUCCUGAUAUAAAGAAAAGGGCACCGGUUCACAAGUUUGUGGAGUACUUGGGAGAGGAUCUUAGUCGGAAAUCUUGUAUGACGGAAGAGGUGGCUGUCGACUGUCUCGUGAAAGCUUACGAACAUCGGGCAGCCAGAUUGGUCUCAGAGGCUGCUACUCACAUUGCCAAGCUUGAAAGAUCUGGAAAAUCUCGCCAGGAAGCGUGGAAUGCAUCCACUGUUGUUCUCACAUGGGCUGCAAAGGCUUACUGUCAUACUUUUGUCGUUAGAACGUUUUCUCACAUUGUAAGUACUGCUAAUGUAGACAAGGCGACAAAAGAUGUCCUGAUGGCUCUUUGUAGACUUUAUGCGGUUCACGGAAUCGUCGAGAAUCUUGGAGAAUUCAUUCAGGAUGGAUAUUUUAGUCCUCAACAAGUCUCCAUUCUUCAAAACAAACUUGCAGACCUUUUGGCUGAGAUCAGACCCAAUGCUGUAGCCCUAGUGGACGCAUUUGAUUAUCCGGACAAAAUUCUGGAUAGCUGUUUAGGCCGUUACGAUGGCCAGGUGUACCAGGCUUUGUACGAGUACGCCAAAAAUUCCCCUCUUAAUAACAAAGAGGUUUUGGAUUCUUAUCAUAAUUACAUCAAACCUGCUCAAACUGGACGAAGUGAACAGCAUCCAAUGGCUCGAUUGUGAAUUCAGGCACUGAUCUGUUAUUCAAAUGAUAUAUCUCAUUAAGGAAUUAUCAAAAGGCACAGAUGUUUCAGACUUAAAUUAUUCUUAAUGUGACAGGUUACUCAGAUAAAUAUAAAUAAAUACAUGUACUAAAGAAAGGAAUUGUUACUGUUACAAUAAAUGUUGUAUUUAAUGUU